GCCCGCAUCCAACGUGGCGGCGGCGGAGCGCGACCGGAAAACGCUCCGGGGGGAAACGGAGGCCCGUGCGGCAGGGCUGAGGAGCGUGCGGCGGUGCCUCCCACCCCUGGGUGCCCACAUCCAUUGGUGCCCCCCACCCCGUGGCGUUCUCCACUUCUGAGCCCCCCCCCAUCCCUCGCUGCUCCCUCCCCGUAUCCUCCCCCACAUCCCACACGCAGGUGCCACGUUCCUGUCGGCUGUCCGCGUCCCUUCGUCCUCUACAAUGGCUGCGGGGGGUGGCACCAUCCCCGCGCUGGCCACGGAGCCACGCUUCGCCCAGCACCUGAGGUGAGCCGGGAGGGAGCCGGGUGGCCCUGCGGUGCCCCAUGCUGUGCUCUGGCCGCAGCGGGACUUGGGGGGCUGCAGGGGGGAAGGAGUGCGUGAGGCGGCCCCGGCCUUGCAGGCAGCGUUUGGAAGAGGCCCGGCUCUUGGAUGCCCGGUACCGGCUGCAGAAGGUGCCAGGGGGCAGCGUGGCCCUGCCGGUGCUGGAGGGGAAGGCAGCGGAGCAGUGGCUGCAGGACAACGUGCCGCAGGGGCUGUCCUGCCGGCUGCUCUGGAUCCAGGACCCCGUCCCUUCAAAGGCCGCCAGCGUGCAGCCGCCUGCCCAGAAGCUGCGCUGUGAGCUGCGCCGGCUGCUGGUGGAACGGGGAGAAAGCUGGUCGGAAGAGCUGGAGCGCGACGUGCCCCGCACCUGGCAGCGGCAUGGGGACUUGGUCCUGCUGAGCGAGGACAGCUUCAGUGCUGCGCUGUGGGCAAAGCUGGGCCCCGUGCUAUGGGAGACGGUCGCGGCGGCUCUGGGUGCCCAGCGCCUGGCCAAGCGAGGACGGGUGUUGCCAGACAAGAUGCGCUCCCCCACUGUCACCCUGCUGCUGGGCCACAACAGCUGGGUGGAGCACGUGGACAAUGGCAUUCGGUACACAUUCGAUGUGACAAAGUGUAUGUUCUCCCCGGGUAAUAUCACGGAGAAGCUGCGAGUGGCCUCGAUGCAGUGCUCUGGGGAGGUGCUGGUGGAUCUCUAUGCAGGGAUUGGGUACUUCACACUACCAUACCUGGUUCACGCGGCUGCUGCCUUUGCCCAUGCCUGUGAGUGGAACCCACACGCCCUGGAGGCCCUGAGGAGGAACCUGGCACUGAAUGGUGUGCAGGACCGCUGCCAGAUCCACGCUGGGGACAGCAGGCAGCUGCAGCUGAGGGAUGUGGCUGACCGGGUGAACCUGGGACUGAUCCCCAGCUCCGAGGAGGGCUGGCCCGUAGCCUGCCGUGUCCUGAAGAAGAGCACGGGAGGGGUUCUGCACAUCCACCACAACGUGGAGUCUCGCCCCUUGCCUCCUGCUCUGAAGGAUGAGCAGAGACUCCCAGAGGAAUCCAGCUCUGAGCAGAAGGAUGAAGAACACCGGGGCUCUGAGGAGAUGGAGAGCGGUGUCCAGGAGGUGCUGGCGGCCAGAGUCAGGCCCGAGUGGUGGAGCUGGGCUGAAGCAGCUGCUGUGCGGAUCCGAGGGCUGCUGACAGAGCUGCACAGCCAGCCGUGGCAGACCCACAUCCUGCACAUCGAGGCGGUGAAAUCCUACGCGCCCCACGUGCAUCACAUUGUGCUGGACCUUGAGUGCCGCCCGACGCCGCCCGCCUAGCUGGCUGCGGUGCCCCAGCAUGGCUCCAGGUCUGGAUUUUGCCAUCUGGGUGUGGUUUACAUCCCGUGUUCCCAGGUGGCAGCAGUGCCCAGCAGCAAGCCGGGCCCCUGCCAUCCCUGCGCCGUGCCCAGGGCUGCUGUGCAAGGGGAGCUGCGCUCAGCUGAGCUGCACGGGGACCGUGUGAUGGCAGAGCGUGGGGCUGAGGCUGCCCAUAGUCCCACCUCAGCUCUGCCUACUGGCGCCCAGUGCAGGGACAUCACACUGCAGGGACAUCACACUGCAGGGACAUCACGCUGCCUUGGAUGCGUGCUGGCACUUUCAACUCCACUUUCACAUGAAAGAGAGCUGCAGGGCUGGAUGAACCUCAGCAUUUGUGCUGGGCUUUGUUUCGAUGAGUCAG
Molecule: messenger RNA, 2067 nt
Organism: Gallus gallus (chicken)
Lineage: Eukaryota; Metazoa; Chordata; Aves; Galliformes; Phasianidae
Gene: TRMT12
Product: tRNA methyltransferase 12 homolog
Exons: 6
Coding region: 366-1667 (433 amino acids)
Biological process (GO): tRNA methylation
Cellular component (GO): cytoplasm
Molecular function (GO): S-adenosylmethionine-dependent methyltransferase activity; tRNA methyltransferase activity
Source: RefSeq, a predicted model, not a curated record